Molecule: messenger RNA, 5938 nt
Organism: Oncorhynchus masou masou (cherry salmon)
Lineage: Eukaryota; Metazoa; Chordata; Actinopteri; Salmoniformes; Salmonidae
Product: leucine-rich melanocyte differentiation-associated protein-like
Exons: 7
Coding region: 204-911 (235 amino acids)
Biological process (GO): melanocyte differentiation
Molecular function (GO): protein binding
Source: RefSeq, a predicted model, not a curated record
UUCCGAGGAAUCACGCGGAAGUAGUAAAUUAGACGCAUCAAGUAGUGCAAAUCACCAACCAAAACAGUGACAUUUUGGAAAACUAUUGAAAGUAAAGUUUAUUUUAUUUUAAACAAGAGGACAUGUGCCAGUUCCAUUCCGAUAGUUAGGUUAUUCCGUAGAGGUAGCCUAUAGUCGCUGAAUUGUCAUCAUCAGAUAGAGUUAUGGCAUGCAGCGACUCUAUGGUGUCAAUGAAUGGAACUCAAGUUUCCUAUAUUGGACAUGACUGUGAGGAUAUCCCAGAGUACCUUGGAGAAAGAUAUGGACUCUUGACAAGACGGCUAGAUCUCAGCUUCAAUCAGCUAAGGUCACUGGCGGGCCUCAAAGCGUUCACUGGGCUGGAAGAACUGGUCGUCGACAACAAUCUGCUCGGAAACGACCUCCAGUUGCCCAGGUUACCCACCCUCCACACCCUAACACUCAAUAAGAACCAACUGACUGACAUUGAGGAGCUGCUGGAGCACUUGGCGAAGGCGACACCGUCGCUGCAGUACCUCAGCCUGCUGGGAAACGAGGCCUGUCCCAACCAGCUGGUCAGCCUGGACAAGGAUGAGGACGACUACCAGAGAUACAGGUAUUUUGUUCUGCACAAGCUACCCACCUUAAAGUUCCUAGACACUAGGAAGGUUUGUAAGAUUGAACAGCAGGAGGCUGAGGCACGGGGAGCCUUCAUGAAGGUGGUUAAACCCAAGUUAUCAGACACGGUGGCCCCAGGGGACCCCAGGUCUGAGUGUUCCUUUAUGCCCUACACCCCUCUACCCAGAGGCUCUAGAGACGGCAAGAACCACAAAGGUGUGUUCGCCAAGUGCCGUUACGUCUACUAUGGAAAGCAUUCGGAAGGCAACCGAUUCAUCCGCAAUGACCAACUCUGAUGGACCGACAGAGAGACGCAAACACACGCACACAAGCUUCAUUAUACAAGUCGUUAAAUAAAAAUUCAAACAUCUUCAUUAAAAUGUCUCUUCCAUAACCUAUACUGUCACUCUCAGACCCCAGUCCUGGGGCCGUAUCUAUCAAGCUUCUCAGAGUAGGAUUGCUGAUCUAGAAUCAGUUUUCAAUCAUGAAUGAGAUUAUAUGGACGGGGGGACCUGAUCCUAGGUCAGCAUCCUUCUCUACGCUUUAUGAAUACGGGCCUUGUAGCGUAGUGGCCUGGCUUUCCUGUCAGCUCCACUCUCCUGCCCCAGAGUGAACAUUGACACUCACGUUGACAUAAUUGCAUUCAAGCAGCAGUGCUCCACAUAAACACAACCAUAUACAAAAAUGCAUGCAUGCACGCACACGCACCCACAGAACUGUUCACGCAAGUGCAAGCACUCUCUCUUUCACACCCACCCGCCCACCCAAAAAACACACACACACACACCCCGUGAACACAGUGAUGGACAGCUCCAGCCAAGCGGCUGAUUUGACAGCCACAGCAGCCAUGAUGGAUCACCCGUCCCCUACCGCCACUCAUCAGGGGUCAGAGGUCAAACCUGAUGCCUCACUGGGCCUGUGUGAGUGUGCAUGUGUGAGGGGGACUGGGGCGUAAUGAUGUAUAUUUCAAAAUGUAAGUAUACAGUAAAUUUCACUUUUAGAGUGUCAGUUAGGAGAAAGAGAGAUACAACAUAAACCAAAUAAAGUUUUUAAAACCUUUACAAUUCCCACCCCUAUGUCCACCUAUAGAUAAAUGAUAUAAGAUAGGUAGAUGUUUACACCUGGCACAUCUCCAUCUUGUCGAAAUUGGGGCUUGAGAAUGUUAACAGAGGGGAUUAGAGAGAGGGUGGGGGCAAUGCCAGACAGGAGAGGGGGAGGAUGAGGGCUAAAUUAAAGUAUAGGAAAGUUAGGAUAACUUUUCUCAAGGAGUCCACCCUUGUGGUUCUGAAGCUGUAUUUGAAUGGAUACAGGGCUUGCCUGCAAGAGUAACACCACUUCACAACUUUUCACUUACCUGUUUAGAGUUAUGCUGUUGGCAGAUAUAUUUUACUAUGGUCUGUUUUUAAUGGCAAUUAAUCCGUUUAGUAUUCAAUUAUUGCAUGAUAAUGUACAAUUUGAAGAUAUGUUAUAUUUUCAAAUGCACAAUGGAAAGACAAUCCAACAUUCCAUAACAAAAUAAAUAAAGAACACAUUAGAGACCAAAGAAACAUUCAACCUCUAACACUGUCAAAUAGUUUCAGUAAAUUAGGUUUGCAAAAUUCUGGUAACAAAAUGUCCAGGUUAUCCAGAAAUCCUAGUUGGAGGAUUCCUGCUUAUUCCCUCCUGUUUCCGUUGAUCUUCCAACCGGGAUUUAUUGACAUUUUGGGGAUGGUUACCAGCAUUCUGCAACUCUGAAUGUUCUAUUGAAACUGAGAUUAAUAAAUACAUUUUAAUAUCAUCAAUAUCAUUAGUAUGGAAUUAAUAAAUGAUUAGUUCAUUGUGAUUUAUGAAUAUUACCUCAAUGGGGUUAUGAAGGAUUCAGAAGGUAUGCUUUUAACAUAUUAUAGCAUCAUUAUAGUAUCAUAGUUAGGAACUAUAUUCCCACACCUAUAAAAUGUAUGGUAAUUUUUCCUGAAUAUAAACUUCUAACAUUUGUGAAUCAUGUUUUUAUUUUAUUUUUUUAUUUCACCUUUAUUUAACCAGGUAGGCUAGUUGAGAACAAGUUCUCAUUUGCAACUGCGACCUGGCCAAGAUAAAGCAUAGCAGUGUGAACAGACAACACAGAGUUACACAUGGAGUAAACAAUUAACAAGUCAAUAACACAGUAGAAAAAAAGGGGAGUCUAUAUACAUUGUGUGCAAAAGGCAUGAGGAGGUAGGCGAAUAAUUACAAUUUUGCAGAUUAGCACUGGAGUGGUAAAUGAUCAGAUGGUCAUGUACAGGUAGAGAUACUGGUGUGCAAAAGAGCAGAAAAGUACAUAAAUAAAAACAGUGUGGGGAUGAGGUAGGUGAAAAUGGGUGGGCUAUUUACCAAUACACUAUGUACAGCUGCAGCGAUCGGUUAGCUGCUCAGAUAGCACAUGUUUGAAGUUGGUGAGGGAGAUAAAAGUCUCCAAUUUCAGGGAUUUUUGCAAUUCGUUCCAGUCACAGGCAGCAGAGUACUGGAACGAAAGGCGGCCAAAUGAGGUGUUGGCUUUAGGGAUGAUCAGUGAGAUACACCUGCUGGAGCGCGUGCUACGGAUGGGUGUUGCCAUCGUGACCAGUGAACUGAGAUAAGGCGGAGCUUUACCUAGCAUGGACUUGUAGAUGACCUGGAGCCAGUGGGUCUGGUGACGAAUAUGUAGCGAGGGCCAGCCGACUAGAGCAUACAAGUCGCAGUGGUGGGUGGUAUAAGGUGCUUUAGUGACAAAACGGAUGGCACUGUGAUAAACUGCAUCCAGUUUGCAGAGUAGAGUGUUGGAGGCAAUUUUGUAGAUGACAUCGCCGAAGUCGAGGAUCGGUAGGAUAGUCAGUUUUACUAGGGUAAGUUUGGCGGCGUGAGUGAAGGAGGCUUUGUUGCGGAAUAGAAAGCCGACUCUUGAUUUGAUUUUCGAUUGGAGAUGUUUGAUAUGAGUCUGGACGGAGAGUUUACAGUCUAGCCAGACACCUAGGUACUUAUAGGUGUCCACAUAUUCAAGGUCGGAACCAUCCAGGGUGGUGAUGCUCGUCGGGCAUGCGGGUGCAGGCAGCGAUUGGUUGAAAAGCAUGCAUUUGGUUUUACUAGCGUUUAAGAGCAGUUGGAGACCACAGAAGGAGUGUUGUAUGGCAUUGAAGCUCGUUUGGAGGUUAGAUAGCACAGUGUCCAAGGACGGGCCGGAAGUAUAUAGAAUGGUGUCGUCUGCGUAGAGGUGGAUGAGGGAAUCGCCCGCAGCAAGAGCAACAUCAUUGAUAUAUACAGAGAAAAGAGUCGGCCCGAGAAUUGAACCCUGUGGCACCCCCAUAGAGACUGCCAGAGGACCUGACAGCAUGCCCUCCGAUUUGACACACUGAACUCUGUCUGCAAAGUAAUUGGUGAACGAGGCAAGGCAGUCAUCAGAAAAACCGAGGCUACUGAGUCUGCCGAUAAGAAUAUGGUGAUUGACAGAGUCGAAAGCCUUGGCAAGGUCGAUGAAGACGGCUGCACAGUACUGUAUUUUAUCGAUGGCGGUUAUGAUAUCAUUUAGUAUACUGAACAACAAUAUAAACGCAACAUGCAACAAUUUUAACGAUUUUACUGAGUUACAGUUCAUAUAAUGAAAUCAGUCAAUUCAAAUAAAUUUGUUUUGGCCCUAAUCUAUGGAUUUCACAUGACUGGGUAGGGACGCAUCCUUGGUUGGGAAUAGGCCCACCCAUAUGGGAGACAGGCCCAGCCAAUCAGAAUGAGUUUUUCCCCACAUAACCAGGCUUUAUUACAGACAGAAAUACUCAGUUUCAUCAGCUGUCCAGGUGGUCUCAGAUGAUCCCGCAGGUGAAGAAGCCGGAUGUGGAGGUCCUGAGCUGGCGUAGUUAGAUGUGGUCUGCGGUUGUGAGGCUUGUUGGAUGUACCGCCAAAUUCUCUAAAAUGACGGAAGCGGCUUAUGGUAGAGGAAUGAACAUUAAAUUCUCUGGCAACAGCUCUGGUGGACAUUUCUGCAGUCAGCAUGCCAAUUGCACACUCUCUCAAAACUUGAGACAUCUGUGGCAUUGUGUUAUGUGACAAAACAGCACAUUUAGAGUGGCCUUUUAUUGUCCCCACCACAAUGUACACCUGUGUAAUGAUCAUGCUGUUUAAUCAGCUUCUUGAUAUGUCACACCUGUCAGGUGGAUGGAUUAUCUUGGCGAAGGAGAAAUGCUCACUAACAGGGAUGUAAACAAAUUUGUACACAACAUUUGAGAGAAAUAAUCUUUUUGUGCAUAUGGAACAAUUCUGCAAUCUUUUAAUUCAGCUCAUGAAACAUGGAACCAACACUUUACAUGUGGCAUUUAUAUUUUUGUUCAGUAUAUAAUAUGUCCUAUUAAAUAUACUCACUAGCUAUGUUACCAUUAACUUGUCCAGUGAUUUUUUUGUUGUUGUUGACGUUUACAAAGUUUGCGUAGAAAAUAGAUUUGACAAUUGCCUGCUACGGUGCAUUUCUAUUUAACAAACAGCUGGACGUAAUGACCUCACACCUAAAACAAAUGACAGUGUCGUAGGGCGGUACGCCGUAUAUACCGUAUACUGGGGGGUUUGGAAAUAGCCACAGAUGGUUUUUCAAUAGUGUUGAAACGAUUUCUUCUCCAACAUUUUUAAAAAAUGUGAAUAUUUGUUGCUACUCUUUUAAGUAAAUACCUGCAGUCAACUUGUGAAAUGCUUUAAGAGAUAAAGAUCACCUUCUUCAUUUCGUCUCACAUCAUUGUUCAUUAUGAAGCUUACCGGAAGUCCCCAGUCACGUCGUGUUUCUUUACAAGCACACAACGACAAGACAUAGGAGCGACUGUGACUCUCAAGUGAUCGAGUUACAGUAUGGAAUUCCCAACUAAAUAUUUGCCAGUCUUAUAACUAUUAAGUUAACUGUCUAAAAUGUGCUAAAUGCUCUCUCGUUUUGAAUUUGUUUUGCUAAUUUAGUAGCUAGUUAACUAUCUCACUAGCUAAGUGGUUAGCUUCUUCCAAUAUCAAGCUUCGCUUGGUAACAGCAGAGAAGGGUUUCAAGAGCUUUGCUGUUUAAUGUUUGUUUUGAGCAUGCAAUAAAAACUGUAAGUAGCCUUUUUCAGUUACUUGUAUAAAUUUAUGAGCUGGAAUAUCUGUCCUGCAAAUACUUUUGGUCAGAGACUGCAUAAAAUGUUCGCAAUGUGCUCAUUAGGAUUCUCUAUGGGAUUUUACAUGUACUUGUUAGCAUUGCUAACCUUCAGAUUAGCUCAGUGGGGUUUGAAAUAGCACCCAUUGUGUUCAGUGCCGGUAUUACCAAAUUAUGACGGUAUGAAGUUAUGACAAUCUGGAUACAGUGUUGAAUAAAAAUGAAGUGGUUGAA